CCACUGAAGCGUCCCAUGUCAUUUAACGACGUGAGGAGCAACAACUCUGCCCAAGAAGGCAAACAAGGCCCCCAACUUUGACACUUCACCGACCCAACGCAUCAAAGCGGCUUUGCCUUCGGCCGCUCCACUCCAGUCCCUAGCAGCCAAAGAAAAAAUGGCCAUCCCAGGCGUGAGUACUUGCACGCGCUGUUUCUCAAGUGUGGUUCAUCACUUCUUACUUUCACAAAACCUUUAGCUAAAUGUAAGUCAAAAACUCAAACAAAAAAGAGCCAAAAGAAAACACACCGUCCUGUUUGCCUUCUCCGUUCAAAUACACUACACGCGUGGACCCCGCCCACUCCUCCUCUUUAGUCCUUUCUCCCUCGUGUCGUACACGCGCCGCUCCUCCUCGAGAGUCGCCCCCCGCAUUUUUCAAAUAUUUAAAAUUUUGGCCGAAGAAGCUCUGGACAAAUUCUUGUACUGCCGGCGAGUGAGAAUGAGCGUGCUAGGGAGACAGAUGGCGAGAUCUAAUUCGACGGCGCAUCAUCAACGGCAAUACUCCGCUAACUUCCUCGACGCCUCGUUUAACAGCAAAUGGCUUCAGUCCUCCAAUUUCACUUCUUCUCAGGAGUUCGGGUUCUAUGGCGGGGAAAGAAUGAGCAGUAAGUCGCCGGAGCGGGCGACACCGCCGUUUUGUUCUAGGUCUUCGAGCAUGAGGAAGAACAGUGAUGAAUACAUGUCGCCCAGUGAGCUCAGCCCCGGCUUACUGGAUCUGCAUUCAUUUGAUACUGAGCUGCUUCCUGAGUUGCAGGCUCCUAACCUAUAUGAAGGACUCGGGCUUCAGGGACCUGUUCGUGGUAAAAGUUUUGACGAUUCUGAACCAUAUCUAUCCACCAACAAACUUUCAAACAGGCCACGUGGAAUGGCUGAGAAUAACCUUACUAAAAGCAUCUCAGUAGAUAAAGAAAGAGCUAACACUGUUGCCAAGAUUAAAGUCGUGGUGCGCAAGAGACCAAUGAACAAAAAGGAAAUGGCAAAGAAAGAAGAAGAUAUUAUUACCAUACAGUCAAAUUCCAAUGCCCUAACUGUUCAUGAAAAAAAACUAAAGGUUGACCUGACAGAAUAUGUUGAGAAACACGAAUUUGUUUUUGAUGCUGUGCUGAAUGAGGAUGUUAGCAAUGAGGAAGUAUACUCUGAGACAGUGGAGCCGAUUGUCCCACUAAUUUUCAAUCGAACAAAAGCUACUUGUUUUGCAUACGGGCAAACAGGAAGUGGAAAGACAUAUACUAUGCAGCCACUGCCUCUAAAAGCAUCUCAAGAUAUAUUAAGAUUAAUGUACCAUUCAUAUCGGAACCAAGGUUUCCAACUAUUUGUCAGUUUCUUUGAGAUAUAUGGGGGGAAAGUCUUUGAUCUCCUUAAUGAUCGGAAAAAGCUUUGCAUGAGAGAAGAUGGUAAACAGCAAGUAUGUAUUGUGGGUCUGCAAGAGUACAAGGUAUCAGAUGUUGAGACGAUCAAGGAGUUAAUUGAAAGAGGAAAUGCGACAAGAAGCACUGGCACUACUGGAGCAAAUGAGGAAUCCUCAAGGUCACAUGCAAUUCUUCAGCUUGCCAUCAAGAGAUCCGCUGAUGGCAGUGAAACAAAGCCUGCUAGACUUGUAGGGAAGCUUUCUUUUAUAGACCUUGCUGGAAGUGAGCGUGGUGCGGAUACAACUGACAAUGACAAACAGACGAGAAUGGAAGGUGCCGAAAUUAAUAAAAGUUUACUUGCUUUAAAAGAAUGCAUCAGAGCUCUUGACAAUGACCAGGGUCACAUUCCUUUCAGAGGAAGUAAGCUGACUGAAGUUCUUAGAGAUUCAUUUGUUGGUGACUCGCGUACUGUUAUGAUAUCAUGUAUUUCACCAAGCUCAGGAUCAUGUGAACAUACCCUGAAUACACUUAGAUAUGCUGAUAGGGUGAAGAGCCUAUCAAAAGGGAACAACUCCAAGAAGGAUAUGCUAUCUUCAUCUUCAAAUCUUAGGGAGUCAACUGCAUUGCCCUUGGCUUCAUCUUUACCAACUGAUACCCUUGAGGACAAUAUAACUGAUGUUCCUCUUGAAAAGAACAAAUUUGGGUGGUCCAACCUGAUUGAAAAAGAUGCAUCUCCUCCUUUUAAAGUGGAUCGUGUUCCUAGUGGAAGGGGAGAAGGAAAUUUGGCCGUACCAUAUUCAGAUUAUUACAAGGGUCAGAGAGGUGGUCUCGAUGGCAUGGCCGAGGAUGAUUUUGAUUACCCUGAGGGGACAUAUGAACAACAAAAGAUGUUGGGGAAAAUUAAUAGGAAGGCACGGGCCUACCAAAUUCCAUUUUUGGAGAAGCAGAAGACUGAUGCUUUGACAAAGCGUGUGGAUCCUUCAAGCAUUGAUGAUAAAAAUUCUCAUUCAGAUGAUGAUCUGAAUGUCCUGUUGAAGGAAGAGGAAGACCUUGUAUCUGCUCAUCGAAGGCAAGUGGAGGACAUGAUAGAGAUUGUUAGGGAGGAAAUGAAUCUGCUAGUUGAAGCUGACCAACCAGGCAACCAGCUGGAUAAUUAUAUCUCUAAAUUAGAUACCAUUCUUUCACAGAAGGCUGCAGGAAUUCUACAACUGCAGACCCGCUUGGCUCAAUUCCAAAAACAUUUAAACGAAUACAACGUUUUAGUAUCUUCUGGCAAUUAAUUUAUCCUGCAGAAAAGAUAUGGUGCGGAUUUGGACCGGCAUUUGAUUUGAUAAUUUCUUCCUGGAUGGUUGGUGAGGCAGUUGAUGACCCGCCAACUGUCAUAUGGUUACAGAAUGAGAGUACCUAUUAGAGUGGGUGGUGAGAGUGGAAUCUUGUUUCUUCCUACAUUUUUGAUGCUUCAGGUAACUAUUGUGACUUUUGAGUUAUACACGACACUCCAUAUGUUAUAAAUAUGCAUGCUCCUCGGCUUUAGAAAAUGUAAAAUUUCUGCAGCAUUGUGAUGUUAUUGUUGAUAAUAAAAACGCCUUGCCAUUAACUCAA
Durio zibethinus is the source of this 2990-nucleotide messenger RNA. RefSeq names its product kinesin-like protein KIN-13B. Gene Ontology annotation, cellular component: microtubule. The record is from RefSeq and is a predicted model, not a curated record. Gene Ontology annotation, molecular function: microtubule motor activity; ATP binding; microtubule binding. Gene Ontology annotation, biological process: microtubule depolymerization; microtubule-based movement. Lineage: Eukaryota; Viridiplantae; Streptophyta; Magnoliopsida; Malvales; Malvaceae.